AUGGAGAGCGGCGCUCCCUAUUUCACCAACAAUGUCUUCUACACCCACACUUCCGCCAAAGAGACGGGCAAGCGAUCACGGCCGGGCACCAGUCACGGAGAGCGAAGCAACAGCAACACGGGCGACCGGCCGAACGUCCUGACCAAGGACCGCGAGCGCAGGAACUCGCUGAGCCGCCGCGCAUCCUUUUCAUCCCCCUCCAAGGGCAAACGCCGCCCGAGUUCGUCUGCGCAUGGCGGAGCAGUCGUGACAGACGCCGCGAUCCCUCCCGCCCUGCCCGACUUUGCGCUCGCAACAGCGGCGAAAUUCGCCAAGGAAAACGAGGUCGCAGUCCAGUCGCCCGCGUCGGUCGACUCCUUCAGCAAGAUGCUAUCCCGCACGGCGCCUGUGCCCUCGAACAGCUACGGCGGCGGGAUGAACGCCGUGCCGCCCAUGCCCCAACCCGGCCUGCAGGCCAGCCAGCCCAGCGAAUCCGACAUAAUAUACCAGCACAUACAAGAGAUGGCGAACAAGCGCAUCUCGACGCUGGACUAUCUGCGGAAAGCGCACGAUGGCAGGGUCUACUGGUUCAAUACACUGCUUUUCGACAAGCCAGACCUGGCACGAAUGCCCUAUUUCGAAACAAGGAAACUGGCGCGACGGGCAACGAACUACCUACUGCUCGGUCUUUCGCUCCCGACUGUCAUCGACCUGAACUCGUCGACACCUCUGGAGUUUCUCCGGUCGCUGAACACACUUUUCACCGAGUUCGACUCGUACCAGCAGAUCCACACGGAAAACGGAACCAACGUCUCUUCACUGUCGCGCGCCCGCCUGCCGCAGAUGUUCCGGCGUGGGCCCGCCGGCAAGGGGCGACGCACCAGUGGCGCCGGCGAUCUUGGAAUCUUGACAGAUGCCAACGGUGCUAUGAACAACGGAGGCGCAACACAGACGCCCACCUCGGUUAUCUCGUUUGGCCUGGGUGGGGAGGGCAACGAGCUGCUGCCGGGCGAGGAGUACACACAUCUCCUCACCCCAAGCCUGCCCUUCGACCCGGACUUCUUCGAGACCUUUGCGACCUUGUGCGACAUGCUCAUUGACUGCUACAGCAAGCUCAUCAGCCUGAUCCCCACGCCCAAGGACUGCUCGCCUCUCAUCGCCGAGCUUUUCACAAAGGUGGACUCCAAGGUGCGGAAGAUCAUCAUCCAGGGCGUGGUCAAGGAGUUCGAGGACAGCAGUCGAGCAGGACUGAAGCAGGAGAUGGGCAGCGUGGGAAAGGUUGUGCUCGGUGGACUGAUGUAG
Neoarthrinium moseri is the source of this 1281-nucleotide messenger RNA. RefSeq lists its product as uncharacterized. The transcript has 2 exons. Lineage: Eukaryota; Fungi; Ascomycota; Sordariomycetes; Amphisphaeriales; Apiosporaceae. Bases 1 to 1281 code for a protein of 426 amino acids. The record is from RefSeq and is a predicted model, not a curated record.